GGCCCCUAAAAGUUUAAAGAAAAUGUAGACUAAUUCCAAUCUUCACGCUCUUCAUCACAUCUCCGUCUCGUCUCGAUAAAAAGUGCUCUCUUGAUUCUUUCAUCAUCGGACGUCCCCAACAUACCGUAGCUUCCAGGAAAAUGGUAAUUGCUUCGAUCCCACCCAACAGCAUUGUCUGUCUUGGACGCUCCGCGAUUCGACGUCGUCAAAGGACGGCCUUGUUGACCAACGCCUGGUCGGGAUUGUCGUCAUUGGUCCACCGGAUCACGGCGGCGUGGCCAAAUCACAACAUCUUCCUCAUUGGUGGAAUUAGUGAACAGGGACAAGAGUUCGUGGACAUUGGCUUGAUCGAGGCGCCCCACAAGCUUCCUCCUGUCGUUGCGACGGCGAGCAGCAUUGAAACCUGCCACGACUUUUCCGAAUUUCACUUGGAAUGGCGUCCAGUAGUAGCCAACUCGAAUAACAGAAUCUUUACGCUGUCACUCGUCGCUGACACUCUCCAUGGCCUCACCAACCAACAACUCGAGCGAUUUGGCGCACUCCACCUCUUUUCGAUAGGGCACGACACCAACUUCCCAAUGGUACAAGAACCAUUUCUCGGACAAGCCAAGAGCGCAUUUUGUUUUUGGGACCCUCGAGAUCCACGCAACGACCUUGGACUCGGAUUUGAAUUCGACGCCGACAGUGCCGCAGCCAAUCGGACCGGCAUCCAGCAGGUCGUGUCGCGAUUUCUCACGGACCACGGCUUGAAUGGGUCGCAUCGGAGAGCAGUUCGAGAUGCUGUCCAGCGAGGCAUUGAAAGUCACCAACAAAAAGUUGUUUCGAAGCGGGCUCUUGUCGAGAGACACGACAUUCCAAAGAGUGUCUUGAAGGGAGUUCGAUUGAUACGGUGCUUUCCCCAUGGUGCAGUCGAUACCGGUGCAUUAUUGGAUUCCAAGCCUCGUUUCUAUCCAAGGCCCGAAAACGUCCACCAGAUCACUCUAAGCGAUAUUCAAAAGGACGAAGAACGGUUCGACUUGACUGCGACCGAUCUCCCCGCCAAUGACAAUGCUGCUGUGCCGCAUACAGCAGCAGCAUCUGCCGUGGAACCUGUGUUGGGUGAACUUGGUGUCGUCAAUGCGGAUGCGCAACUGCUUCCACGUCGUCGUCGUCGUCCGCGCGGACACACGUGGGAAACCCAUCCACAUGGUGGAAAGAAGCCAAAGACAAGGAAGAAAGUUUGCCUCCUCUUGGGAAUGUCUAAAGCUGUUUGCAGUCAAAACUUCCAUACGACUCAAGAAGCUUGCAAAGUCAUUGCGCAAAUGGUGGAGGACGGUGCUCUCACGGAGAUGGAUGGUAGGGACUUGGUGCGAAUCAAAGCUACGGAACUCGAGAACAAUGUUUCAUGCUAUACUGUAUCUAUGCAGCAGGGCGCAGAGUACGAAGAGCAGAGUCAUGUCUACGGCAACUUCAAUCGAAUUGGAUUCUUGAGAGAGAUGAAGAUGAAGCAACAGGAAAACUUCCCCCACGACAACAAACCACUGAGCUUCACACAAAUCAUCUGGGAUUACUAUUGGCUUCCUUCGGGGUGGCUUCAAAUCCACUGGACUCCAUCGUUGUUCGAGACUGUCUUGCCAACGUUUGCAAAGGAGAAACUGAUUGACCUCGAUGACUCUCCCGAACAUCCUUGUGGCAUUUACCUCCCAUUUUGCUUCCGUACAAUUCAGGGACUGGUCAAGGCUUACGGGAAGCUCAAGAAGCUCUUUGCAAUUUUCUUUGUUCGAAAGGCCGACCUCCCGAAGCUGACUCUCUGGAGUGGCACCAACUGUAUUGAUGCCAACAUGAUGCAACAUACAUUUGGCAAGCGACGAGACCAGGAGGAGCGAUAUUGCGGUGUCAGUCUCAACGAGGUGAUGGAAAGCACCCAAACGCACGUGAGGCGUGAGGACCUAUUGGCAGUCCUCAACCUGCUCGACGAUAUCGCUGAGAUUCGCUACAUCCGCUUGUUACCAAUAUAUUGUCGCCAUGCCAGCAAAGACAAAGAGGGAGGCUGGAAAGGCCUUGCAGCCAGAACGGAGGAUGUCACAAACGGCAUCUCUGCUGCUAGCUAG
Seminavis robusta is the source of this 2090-nucleotide messenger RNA. Lineage: Eukaryota; Bacillariophyta; Bacillariophyceae; Naviculales; Naviculaceae. The record is from the annotation of a GenBank genome assembly.